Molecule: messenger RNA, 6892 nt
Organism: Symbiodinium sp. CCMP2456
Lineage: Eukaryota; Dinophyceae; Suessiales; Symbiodiniaceae
Source: the annotation of a GenBank genome assembly
AUGCGGUCUUACUAUGAAUCGUUCGGCGAAACGGUUGUGAGUGAUUCGAAUGGGGAAUCGGAUCAGCCGUAUGAGCACGGCUUUGAAGAUGAUGAUGGUAUGGUGCGCCGCUCCCCGGACAAUGCGGGCACAGGCGGCAUUUCGAGUGAUUCUAGAGACCGCGGAGAUGAGCCACGAUGGCGUGGCAGUGCAAAGGGGUCUCCCCCGAUGCGACAGCCGGCAUGGGACGGAUGGUCCGAGGACGGCUCGUACCAUGGCUUCGGGUCUACAUGGGACGGAGGCUAUGGAGGCAAUGAGAAUUGGGGCUGGAGAGGCGGCCCCGGUGAUAGCAUGUCUCAAGUCGGCAAUGAGAACUGGAGCUGGAGAGGCGGCCCCGAUGAUCGCAUGUCUCAGGUCAGCAAUGAGAACUGGAGCUGGACAGGCGAUGGCACGGAGCAUGACUGGGACAAGCGAAGCACUGAGAACUGGAGCUGGAACACUGGCUGCGCCGGCCAAGGAGGAUUUGGCGGUGUUGUCGGUGAACAGGGGCCGAAGAAGAAGCAGCUCCAAUGGGAUCGGGCGGCCUUCUAUGUCGGGGACCGCGAGUACCACGAGCCCUACGAGUUGAUCAAGGACACCUCGGAGGAGGUUCGCGACUCCAAGGGUGAGGUGAAAGUGGUGGGCGAGGAUGAUGUUUUGGCGAAGGCCGAGAAGAAGCCCGGCGGCAGGGUCUCCAGCACCUAUCCGCCCGUUUUCAGGGCACGUCCUCAGGAGAGCUACGCCGAGUGGAAACGGGCUGUGGAGUUUUGGAUCGGAGGUGAAGGGGGACAGCUUCCUCCGGAACUGAUCGGGCCAAGGAUGAUGGUCCAACUUCGCGACCGAGCAGCCCAACUUGUGAAAAGGCUCAGCAACAAGGACGUCAACGGGCCGGGCGGCAUGCAGGUUAUCUUCGAUGAGCUGGAGAAGUCGCCCUUGAUCAGGCAGGUGGACAAACACAAGGUGGACGAGCAUCGGCGUAGGCUCAUGCAGCUGAAUAGGGCCCCGAAUGAGUCGAUCGAGAGCCCGGACGCAACUGCGAUGGUCAAGACCAAGGCGGGCUCGGAUGUGGACGAGUAUUUGGUCACUGGAGCACUGGUGGAUUUGGCCUCGGAGUUGGAAGGGGAUGGCGAGGAGUGGAUGCUGCAGCGCGGUGAUGCCAGGCAGCGCUUUGGUGCCGGGGCCAAUGGUCAAGGGCGUGUGGCUUCGGGAACUCCGGGAAGCAGGCCUGCCAGACACUCCUUUGCCGCAGAGCACGGUGAGCUCGAUGAGGGCGAGCCAGAGAUGGGCGAGGAUGACUUUGAGGAGGGAGACACCCCUCCGGAGCUUCUGGUCCGCGAGAACGAGGCCUUCGGCAUGCAGUGCAAGGCGAAGCAGAAGAUCGCGGAGGUCAAGAAGCUUCGCCAGUACUACCGCAGGCCGGAUAACGAGGCUAAGCGCAAGGCCUUGGCAGAGCAGAUGAAAGUCAACCCUUGCCACAGCUGCGGCGAGCUGGGCCACUGGAGCAGGGAGUGCCCCAAUCCAAAGAACCCCACCUCCUCGUCGACGAGCAGGCCUCAGCAGGUGUUGGUGGCGCGCACCCGGAUGGCACCUCAGAGCAGCAAUGCCAUGGCGGAUCGCGAGUGGGAUCUGUUGGUGCUGACUGUGCAUGGCUUCCAGACGAUUUCCGUAUGGGAGAUGGAGUGGACGCAGUGCCCGUGCAUCCCUCAGUUUUGCAAGAGCCGAAGGGUAGCAACCAGCCCACCGAGCAGCGCUCCCAUGGAAGCCUCGGCGGUGGCAACCCCCAAGUGCAAACUAUGCCACAGUGCCGACCACAAGACACGCGACUGUCCGCAGAUCGAGGAGGUUUCCGACGGGGACUUCGAGCAGGUGAUGAUGGACCACGACGGGGAAGGUCUGCCUCGGCGGACGGCCCCGCCCCGCCCAGAGACGAAGACCACCUUUCGAGGACGCCGGGGGCAAGCAACGUCGAGCCAGCAGUCACCACAACCUCCGACCCAGGACAUGGCCGAGACGGUGGAGGGAGUCUCGGGUUUGACUCCCGAGGAGAUGCAGAUGCUUGCAAAGAGGCGCACCAAGCAAGCAGCCUCCAAGGCCAAGGCGAUCCAGCGGAAGGCCUUGACGGGGAUCCAAGCGGACUAUCCCUCGCUAUCCCAUGCUUGGAGCAGCGAGGUGGCGAUGAACUUGGUGGCGUCGUACGAGUGCGGGCUGCAGUUCAAGCCGAGGGGCAUCGACGAUGGAAGAGGUGGCAUCGUUGUUCGGCCACUUCGGGGCGAUGCGCCAAAGGAUGCAAGCUCCGGACGCUUGGGCUCUGAUGUGAGCCGCCCCGGACCUCGCCGACCCAAUCGGGGCCUUCAGCAAAAGAUCAAGGGUGGCUUGGUGCGCAUGAAGGAGGCCCUGGAACUCGUGGACAAGGUGAUUCGGGACCCCGGGAAGAGGCUGGUCCUCGAGGUGUUCCGCGGCUCGGGGAGAUUGUCUACGGUGGCGAGGAAAAGCCAGGGCCGGAUGGCCGGGCCGGAGAUCGAUGUGGAAAGGGGCUGGGACUUGACCUGCCCCAAGGAACAGCGGCGCCUCUUGGACUUGAUCCGCACGUGCCAGCCCGACCUGGUCACUCUGGAUCCUCCUUGCGGCCCUUGGUGUGGACAAUCUGAGGCCAGCCUUGAGAAUGGGGAAGCGUGGGAACGUCGCCAACGCCAUCUUCCAUUGUGGCGUUUGGUGGCCCAAAUAUGGGAGCUGCAGACCGUGGCUAACCGCCUAGUGAUGCUGACCCAGCCGGCGCUCUCCCAGGCCCUACAUCUGAAUUUCAUGCUUGAUCGCAAGGCGGUGUCCCGGGCCAUCAUUCCCAUGUGCAGCUUUGGCUUGGCGGACCCCGAGACCGGCGUCCCCUAUGACAAGAAGGUGGCGGUCGAGACCAACGACCCAGAGUUCACCAGGAGCUUGGCCGCCCGAGCCUACUGCACUCAUGGCAUGCAAGGCCACCAGAGUACCCAAGGUUACUGCAAGGUGCAGGGCAAUUGGGUGCGUCGCUCGGAUGUUGCGGCACAGUGGCCUGAACCCUUCUGUGAGCGGGUGCUUUCGGCGGCCCACCAUGCCUACGGUAAAACCGCCUCUGAGGUCCAAUGGUCCCUGCACGAGUCUGCCGGUGGCAAGGGCUGGGAGACGAUGGCCGUGACGAGUCACGAUGUCCCGGACGAGAACUUGCGGCAGGAACUGGCGAAGCACUCCAUGACGGGCGAACGCUAUGAUUUCAUUUGCUUUGAGGGAGAAGCAAGCCAGCAGCCUAGACGCUUACGCGCCCUCGUCGCCCACUUGCACGUGGCGAUGGGACACUUGUCGAAUGACAGGCUGGCUCGGCUGCUACGGUUGAGUGGUGCCAAGGACUCUGCGGUGACGUUGGCUGGGGCUUUGCGUUGCCAGGUGUGUGCGAUGACUCGUCCUCCCUUGCCCACACCGCAGGUGGCCUACCAAAAGCCUAAGGCCUUCAACGAGAGGGUAUCUGGCGAUUCCUUCUUCAUCUGGGACGCGGAGGGGAAGAAGUUCGCGGCCACCCACUACAUCGACGCCCUUACCGAUUACCAGGUGGCCGAUCUCACGGACUCUCCCGACUCGUCGUUCGCGAGGGAGGUGUUCCAGGAUCUGUGGCUCUCAGUCUUCGGCCCUCCCGAUCUUUUGAUCACGGACGGCGGCAGCGAGUUCAAGGGGAGCCUCGAGACCAUGCUCGACUUGUUUGGCGUGGUGCAUGAAGUGACCCCUGAGGGGGCCAAGUGGCGUCUAGGCCAAGCCGAACGUCACGGUGCGGUGCUGAAGCUCAUGGUCAUGAAAGUGGUCAAAGGCAUGGGGCUGAAAGGACUGAAGGAUAUGCGCCACGCCCUUUUGGCUUCGGUGGCAGCCAAGAACAGAACCCUCAACCGGGGCGGCGUGUCUCCCAUGCAGGCGGUGACAGGUCGGAAUACGAUGAUCCCGGGUUCCCUCAUGCAGCAGCUGGCCUCCGGAAGGGUGAAGUUUCAGUACAAUGAGGCCGUGACGAACAGUGAGGCAGUGGCCCGGGCAGAGAGGAUACGCAUAGGGGCUUUGGAGGCCUUCCACUGGCUGGGCUCCCACGAUGCCCUUCGCAAAGCGCUGGCCUCAAGAUCCCGCCCACCUCACAUGGAGGGCGUUCGGGAAGGGGCCAUCGUCUAUGUCUACGAUCCUCCGGCGAGCCGCAAGGGUUUGGCAAGGCGAAUGCAGGACAACAGCAGUUGGUCCGGGCCAGGCGUGAUUGUUUGUGUGGAGAGGGAUAAGCCCAUCCCCCAGAGGAUUUGGGUUCGUCUCCGAGGCCGAGUCAAGGCGUUUCCUCUCGAGAAGCUUCGCCUGGCGACCGUGGACGAGAUGGCCAGUGCAGAGUACGUCACGCAAGCGGCGCAGGACGUGGAGAAGGAGCUACAAGGAGGCCAACUUCGGGUGGAAGCCGGCGAGGAGGCGGAGGGUCAGGGCCCAGACGAGGAUGGGUCCUCAUCAUCGCCUGCCUCUUCCGACGAACAAGGGCCACACGAGCUCCAAGCCGAGGAGGAUGAGGAGGAGAAGGAGCGACGUGCGGAGCGCGCCAAGCUACUGGAUGACUUGCCCUUCUCGGUGUCAAGGAACUUGGAGGAUAAACGAAAGCGUGACCUGGAUGCCCAGCAGGACCCCCACGUGCUGGACUUCCAGAAGAAGCAGAAGCUCUUUGAGGACCUGGCCAAGGCCGUCAAGAAGGUGAUUAUGGGGAAGCCCAAGCAUCCAGGCGGCCGGAGUCGUGGUGAUGGGGGGCAUGGCGGCAAGCAGGAGCGCAGCAAAGCCCGCACGGUGAUGGUUGUGGGCACUAAGGAGACCGCCCACUUCUUCAACCCAGGGGAGAUGGAGGCCCUGUUGAACGACACAGUGGGACAAUGGGCUUUGUGGAGCGAGCCCUCACAGCACGCCGAGCACGAGGUGUUGGUGCAAGUGAGCCGAAAGGCUCACCAGGCCGAGAUGGAGGGCGUCACGGAGGUCACCACAGGCCGGGCACGUGUGGAGUACAAGUGGUCGAUGUUGAGCCCGGAGUGGAGACAGGCUUUUGUCGAGCCCCUGAAGAAGGCCGUUGGGGUGUAUCUGGAACACCAAGGCAUCAAAGGUGUCCCAGCUGACCAGAUUGUGGACCCUAUCCGCGUGAUUAACUCACGUUUUGUGCUCACCAACAAGGGAGCCGAGACUCUCUCAGAGGCGGAGCUCAAGGCGAGGUGGGUGUUUGGCGGCCACAGGGAUCCGGAUGCUGGACUCUACGCUACCGCUUCACCCACGGCCAGUGUCUUGGGGCACAACUUGCUCAAUUUCGUCGCGGUACAACAAGGCUGGGUUGUGCACUACGAGGACGUGAGCGCGGCUUUCCUCCAAGGCAAGCAAUUGCCCAGGUCCGAAAAGGUGUUUGUCAAGGUGCCCCACGGCUACCCUCCGGAGGUGACCAAGUUCCUCAUCGACGGACUAGGAGGUGGAGUACGCCCCGACAUGGUGGAGCUGACUAAAGGAGGCUUCGGACUACCCGAGAGCCCUCGUUUGUGGUACCUCGAGUAUAAGGACACUAUCGAGAGCCUGGGUCUCAAGGAGUUGGCCUUGGUUCCAGGCCUCUUCAGAGCCUUCCACAUCUGUGGGAAGCUCAGAGCCAUGGCAUCCAUCCAUGUGGAUGACACUCGCUACGCUGGCGAUGAGACGAGCCAAGAGUUGUGGGAUCAGCUGCAUGCCAAGCUGAAGUUCGGGAAGUUGCGCAAAGCAACAGAGGGAUGGCAAAAGUUCUGUGGACGAUGGGAGCGCCAGGAUCCAACGACGUUGGAGAUGGAGUACUCCAUGACAGAGUAUACCAAAGGGUCGGUCGGAGGGCUGUACGGCGGCGAGCCUCGAAGCUCCUUCGACUUCUACCACGAUUCCCUUGAGUCCAGCUACGGCGUGCAUCGAAGCUCCAUCGACUUCUACCACGACGAGGGGAAUGCCAUGGUCAUGGGUUGUUUAGCAGAUGCCGUUCAGCAAGCGAGUGUCCCGUCAGAAGCUUUGACAGAAGCCGAGAGGAAGCUGAUAGGUUCGGUGGUGGGCCAACUCAACUGGGCCGCUCGUCAAGGCCGUUAUGAUCUGGCGUUUGUGGCCUCCAGUGUGCAGCAGCUAGCAGGCAAGGGACAUGCCUCGGCGCUGAAGGUCCUGAAUCAGGGGGUCAAGCGGGCACGCGAAGAGGUGCUGAUCAAGAUUCGUCACCUUGGCUGCGACCUCAAGGACUUGGUGGUGGUGGCUGCGAGCGACGCGGCGUAUGGUGCAAUGCCAGACGGGCACAGCCAAGGUGGGCUCUUGAUUAUGCUGGCAUCGCCCAACAUUGUGAACGGCCCAGCAGCAGUUUGCAUUGUCGAGGGCAUCAGCAGCAAGAUCCAGCGGGUGGUCCGAUGCUCCAUGUCGGCCGAAGUGAGCUCCUUAGCUACAUGCUUCGAGCACGGCGACUUUGUGAGGGCCGUCUUUUGCGAAUUGGUGGAUCCUAACUUUCGCUUGAAACACUGGAAGGUGUCGGUGUCCAAGUGGCCAAUGUACCUGGUCACAGAUGCCCGGACCGGCUACGAUGCACUCAACAGCGACACGCUGCCCACCGACCGCAAGAUCGCGAUUGAUGUUGCUGUUCUCCGGCAGGCCAUCAUUGAGGACAACAUGCAUUGUUUGGUGCGGUGGGUACCCGGUUCCGCCAUGCCCUGUGACGGGUUGACCAAGUGGGCCGACAACAAGGUGCUCCUCAACCUGUUGACCUCUGGGGAAUGGGCUUUGGCGGACACGGAAGAAGCCCAAGAACUCCGACGACAAGCUGGCAUCAAGCGCGCAAUGUGGCGAAGGGCAACCAAGGCUAAUUCAAUAGCGU